CUGGGUUAUUCCCCAUGACGUCACUGGAGAUAAUCACGGAAGUGAAGUGAGCGACGAAACACAAGACAGAAACUCAAAUAAGUUGGUGUGUGCGCUCGACUCGUAUUUACAGGCUGUCCGUCAUCAUGCUGGGAGGAGGUUUCAAAUCAGAGAGGCUGAGAGUCAACCUCCGACUGGUCAUCAACCGACUCAAACUCCUUGAAAAAAAGAAAACUGAGCUUGCUCAGAAGGCCAGGAAGGAGAUUGCAGAUUACCUGUCAUCAGGUAAGGAUGAGCGGGCACGGAUCCGUGUGGAGCACAUCAUCAGAGAGGACUAUCUGGUUGAAGCCAUGGAGAUCUUAGAGCUUUACUGUGACCUGCUGUUGACUCGCUUUGGCCUCAUUCAGUCUAUGAAAGAACUAGAUCCAGGCUUACAGGAAGCAGUGUCCACCCUCAUCUGGGCAGCUCCUCGUCUGCAGUCAGAAGUGUCUGAGCUAAAAAUUGUGUCUGAACAGCUGUGUGCAAAAUAUAGCAAGGAGUACGGCAAGCUAUGCAGGACAAACCAGAUUGGCACAGUCAACGACAGGCUGAUGCACAAACUGAGUGUUGAGGCUCCUCCCAAGAUCUUGGUCGAGCGCUACUUGAUAGAGAUUGCAAAGAACUACAAUGUCCCCUAUGAGCCCGACGCCAUGGUCCGGCCCGAGGUGUGUACUGGGGAGGAGGCAGACCUGAUUGAUGUCGACAAUGACAGGAAGUCUGGAGGAGGAGGAGGUGGUGGAGGAUUCACAGCUCCUCCAGCUCCUGGAAUCCAUAUGCCUAUGCCCAUGCCUAUGGCUAUGCCAAUGCCAACAGCUUUCAACUAUCCACCUCCCAACGGAGCUGAACCGUUUCAUGCACCCGUUGGAACCUACAACAGCUUCCAGCCCCCCAUGGGAGGAGGGCAGCCACCUCAGUUGCCCACUUCUCCCCCUACAUACGAGUCUAUUGACGACCUAACUGAAAAACCUUCUGUUCCUUCCCAGGGCGUAGGUCCCGCUCCUUCGGCUCGGAUUUAUGACAACAACGCUCUUCCAGAACUCCCAUCUGUUCCCGACACACUCCCAACAUCCUCCUUGGGCAGAAGCAACACCACCUCGGAUGACAUUGACUUUGAUGAUUUGACGCGGCGCUUUGAGGAGCUGAAGAAGAAGACCUAAAUGCUUUAACCUGAUAUACAUAAACAGGCCUGUGUCACCUACACAGCUCAGAACAGGAAAUGGGAAUUGUUCAAGGCUCUGAAUCAGAUUUGGGUAGCUCUCCUCCCUCUUUCUUGGUGAAGUAAUUUUACACAAAUAUUAAACAUACAUGUAAUCUAUUACCUCAUUUAUAUAGCUAUGACCAGCUAAUGAGAGACAGUACUUUUAAGUGCCACAUGAUUUCAUUUCCUUCUAGUGGCACGUUGGAUAAAAUCUUAAACAAUCAUGUGGGUGUUCACCCCUUCUCGCUCCUUAUUUAAAAUCGCACUGACUUUUAACCUUUUCCAUUUGUCCAUCCAUCCAUUCGCUUCCGCUUAUCCUUUUCAGGGUCGCGGGGGGCGCUGGAGCCUAUCCCAGCUGUCAUAGGGCGAGAGGCGGGGUACACCCUGGACAGGCCGCCAGUCUGUCGAUAAUUAAUAAUUAAUUUGUCUGUGUGAUAAUUAAUAUGUUCACAUUUAGAUCUUAUGUGUUGAUUUUCCUGAAGGAUUUGGGUUUGAUUGAUAUUCAUAGUACAUGCCUUUAUUCCGCUUUGCACACACUGUUGCUGUGAUCCACUGUGUCGCUCAGUCCCGUCUCAGACCAGUUUGACAGGUAUAGCGGGCUGCGCCAUCUCGGUGGCGAACAACCUUUUACGCAUUAAAGUCACCAUUUUGUUUCCAAAGCGAGGCUCCAACAGUCACUGAGGUUUUUCUCAGCUGUACAGAGACACAUAGAAGCCAUAUUUUCAGUGUGUUACGCAGUUUUUCUCACUGUGGGAUCGUUAAAUGCUCAUCAUUACCGAGCUUCUCAAACUUCAAGGUAUAUUUAUAUCAGGUUUCAAACCUUUUCCGUUUGAGGGGCGAUGGGACACAGAUGUAAAGUGACAACAUGUAUGGAAAUCUGUAAUAUAAAACACUUACAGCAAUAUAGGUAGACUUAUUUACAUGAUUUAACUGUAUAGGAAAAGGAGUUUGGCAGCCGGGAAUUGUUCAAUAUUUGACAAAUCUGUUUUAUAUACAGUAUCUCCAAAUAAAGUUUUCUUUUUGCCCUUUUGAAUGUCA
Molecule: messenger RNA, 2254 nt
Organism: Oreochromis aureus
Lineage: Eukaryota; Metazoa; Chordata; Actinopteri; Cichliformes; Cichlidae
Gene: ist1
Product: IST1 factor associated with ESCRT-III
Exons: 10
Coding region: 126-1175 (349 amino acids)
Biological process (GO): protein transport
Source: RefSeq, a predicted model, not a curated record